AUGAUGGACGACGAAGACGACGAUUUCUACGAUCCCGCCGACACGGUGCCGGCUCCUCAGCAUCAGAAUGGUGCCCAGAAUCCUCCUGCGGAUAACUAUGGAGAGGAAUAUGAGGAAGAAGAGAUAGAGGUGGAUGAAGAUGAUGAUGACUUCAACAUCAUUACCGAAGCGCCCGCCGAUGCGCCACCUCCGGAAGCCCCACAUCCUCGUCAUGCCAAUCUACGCGCAGAAUCGCAACGCCCCUCGUCCGCAGAGUCUCCUCCUGCUCCGAAACCCUCCACCCCCACUCUCGCCACGCCCAAAGCUGAAUCCGCCACGCCUGUACCCGUCAGCGCAAGACCCGCUGUACCGGCUGCACCGCAAAGGCCGGGCUCUUCAUAUCCUCCAGUCCAAGUGUCCACGAUCGACGUUCAUGCCAACCCCGUCCACCCGACGACGGGCAAGCCCAUCCUACUGACUGACAUGGAUGCGGACUUUCCGGAAGACGACAAGCCGUGGCGGCGACCGGGGUCCGAUAUCACAGACUACUUCAACUACGGGUUUGAUGAGUUCACAUGGGCCAGUUACGUGUUGAAACAGCAGGAGCUGCGCAAGGAUAUCGGGGACCAGAAGAGACAAUUGGACGACAUGCAGGCUUUCCUGGGGAUGGGCAUGCCGCCGAUGGGCGGUGGUCCACCGGGGCCAGGCGUGCCUCCAAGCAGCGCGGCCCCUCCGAUGCCCGGUAUGCCCGGUAUGCCGGACAUGUCGCCGGAGAUGAUGCAGGGGAUCCUCACGAGCAUGAUGGCCCAAGGCCUGGAUCCCGCCUCGAUGGAUCCCAUGACGUUCAUGCAACAUGCUCAGGCGCUCAUGGGCGGGCAAUCCGGCGCAGGCGGCGGACAACAGGGUCAACCUGGAUUUGGGGGUCAAGGUGGUGGUCAACAGCAGAUGGGUUACGGAGGAGGUUUCGGAGGAGGUGGCCGUGGACGGGGCAGAAGAUGCACCCUCAUUCACAUCACCAUCACAAUGUCUUUCCUCCGCAACGUCAAGAACCUUGCUCCCCUCCUGGACCGCGUCCUGGUCCAGCGUGUCAAGCCCGAGGCCAAGACCGCCUCCGGUAUCUUCCUCCCCGAGAGCAGCGUCAAGGAGCAGAACGAGGCCAAGGUCCUCGCCGUUGGCCCCGGUGCCGUCGACCGUAACGGCCAGCGCAUCCCCAUGGGUGUUGCUGUCGGCGACCGUGUCCUCAUCCCCCAGUUCGGUGGUAGCCCCAUCAAGGUUGGUGAGGAGGAGUACACCCUCUACCGCGACUCUGAGAUCCUCGCCAAGAUCAACGAGUAA
Aspergillus aculeatinus CBS 121060 is the source of this 1314-nucleotide messenger RNA. RefSeq names its product cleavage polyadenylation factor subunit FIP1 (gene fip1). Gene Ontology annotation, molecular function: protein folding chaperone; protein-folding chaperone binding; metal ion binding. The transcript has 7 exons. Gene Ontology annotation, cellular component: mitochondrial matrix. NCBI's taxonomy places the organism in Eukaryota, Fungi, Ascomycota, Eurotiomycetes, Eurotiales, Aspergillaceae. The coding region runs from base 1 to 1314 and encodes 437 amino acids. The record is from RefSeq and is a predicted model, not a curated record.